UUUGGAAAAGGUUAUUGAGUCACACCAAUCAUAGAGAACCAAAGACUUGAACCCAAAUCGUUUCUUCUUCUUCUUGUGUUGUUCAACAACGACGCCAUUUACGUUUUGCCACAUUUCUUCUUCUUCUUCUUCUCUCACUAAUUUCAAUUACCCACCUUUCGUAACAGUAGUAUCUCUCUGACUCUGAGCGAUGCAAUGAGAUUCUCCUUGAUAACUCCGACUUCUUACCGAUUCCAUCAUCCAAAUCCGUUUCGAUCUCUCGAAUCAAUUCCUCCUCUCUCAGUUACACGUCCUCGCGUCGAAUCUGGAUCUCCCUCUUCCUACAAGUUCAUUGCAGCGAGCUUGCAGAGACAUGGAUGUAGCAAUAGCAUGAGACAUAGCUCUGUCUCAGUUAGAGCAUUUGAUGAUGAUUCAUUUGAUUUUUACUCUGGUGACAUUGACAUAUUCACUGCUACAUAUUCGAUUUCGUCGAGUGAAGGCGAAGAGAGCGAUGGGGAUUACGCGUUGAAUGUAGUUACUGAAACAACUGCACAAAAGCUUGGAAAGUUUCCAAGAGGUCGCAAAAAGCACAGAAUCAGAUAUGGGAUUAAUUUGGGGCUUUUGGCUUUUUUGUCACUGCUGCUUAUAUUGAUGGACUCUUUUGCUUGGAAGAUUGUUAGACUGCCUUUGCCUCCAUAUUUCUUAAGCCUGCCUUUCUUCAUAUCAGCGGUUUUAGUCACCUUAGCCGGUUAUAUUUUUGUCCCGCUUGUAGACAGAUUGAAAGUGCAUGAGCCAAUUAGGACGCUAGGGCCAGUUCCACAUAACCGUAGACCAACAAUCCCGACAAUGGGUGGGUUGUUUUUUGUUCCAAUUGGUGUUGCUGUUGCAAUAGCCUUGACUAAAUUUUCGUCCAUCGAAGUCUGUGGAGCAGCAGCUGCAACUGUAGCAUUUGCAAUGAUUGGGCUAGUUGAUGACUCCUUAAGCCUCUAUAGUGAGAAUAACAUUGGUUUGCCUGCUAAAGUACAACUUCUUUUGGAGGGAGCGGUUGGGACUUGCUUUGCAUUGUGGUUGGAGACUGCAAGCAUAUCAUCUCCUUAUGGCAUGAAAAUGUUGAUUCCUUUGCCUUCACCAUUAGGUCUCGUUUGCUUGGGAAAACUUUACCUAUUGUUGACAUCUUUUUACUUCGUUUCUAUGGGAAACUUAGUCAAAGCAACCGAUGGUCUUGAUGGACUGGCAGGAGGUAUUGCUGCCUUGGCGUUCGUUGCAAUGGCAAUAGCGGUUCUUCCAAUUUGCUCUGAUCUUUCUGUAUUUGGAGCUUCGAUGGCUGGAGCUUGUUUUGGGUUUCUACUUCACAAUCGAUACAGAGCAUCGGUUUCCAUGGGGGAUACAGGAUCAUUGGCUCUUGGUGGAGCUUUGGCUGCAAUGGCUGCUUGCUCAGGAAUGUUCUUUCCAUUGUUCAUAUCAUCUGGUGUCGCAAUUUUAGAAGCUUCUUCUGUUAUUAUUCAGGUCGUGUAUUACUCGGCGACUAAGCGCUUAAAGGGAAAAGGGCGUCGGAUUUUCAAGACUGUACCAUUUCAUCAUCACCUUAGACUCAGUGGUUUGAAGGAGCCAAUGAUAGUAACAAUGGCAUACGUUAUAUCCUCUUUACUCUCUCUUUCAGCAGCUUACAUAGGUCUUAUUUCUGCAUAAGCUUCAUUUCUUUUUGCUUCCUCUCAACCCAAUUUUUGUUCUCAUAAUUUCUUUAAACAAUGUAAUAUUUAUAAUAGUGACUGCUUACUUCAUUUUA
Messenger RNA from Capsella rubella, 1765 nucleotides. RefSeq names its product phospho-N-acetylmuramoyl-pentapeptide-transferase homolog. Gene Ontology annotation, cellular component: membrane. The record is from RefSeq and is a predicted model, not a curated record. Gene Ontology annotation, biological process: cell wall organization; cell wall macromolecule biosynthetic process. The transcript has 8 exons. The coding region runs from base 196 to 1668 and encodes 490 amino acids. Gene Ontology annotation, molecular function: phospho-N-acetylmuramoyl-pentapeptide-transferase activity. Lineage: Eukaryota; Viridiplantae; Streptophyta; Magnoliopsida; Brassicales; Brassicaceae.